This is a messenger RNA of Chelmon rostratus (copperband butterflyfish), 457 nucleotides long. RefSeq names its product LSM6 homolog, U6 small nuclear RNA and mRNA degradation associated (gene lsm6). Gene Ontology annotation, molecular function: RNA binding. The transcript has 4 exons. Gene Ontology annotation, cellular component: U6 snRNP; U4/U6 x U5 tri-snRNP complex; P-body. Gene Ontology annotation, biological process: maturation of SSU-rRNA; mRNA splicing, via spliceosome. Lineage: Eukaryota; Metazoa; Chordata; Actinopteri; Chaetodontiformes; Chaetodontidae. The record is from RefSeq and is a predicted model, not a curated record. Bases 67 to 309 code for a protein of 80 amino acids.
GAUUGGUCAAUCUGCGGUCCAUGCCUAAUACGAUCGUCUGGACGACGUCCACGGAUCACAGUCAAGAUGAGUCUGAGAAAACAAACCCCCAGCGACUUUCUGAAGCAGAUUAUCGGGAGACCUGUGGUCGUCAAACUGAACUCCGGUGUGGAUUACAGAGGUGUCCUGGCCUGCCUGGAUGGUUACAUGAACAUUGCCAUUGAGCAGACUGAAGAGUAUGUCAAUGGGCAGCUCAAGAACAAGUACGGAGAUGCUUUUCUCAGAGGGAACAAUGUUCUGUACAUUAGCACCCAGAAGAGGAAAGUGUAGAGAAGAUCAUUCUGUUUCAUUUUUAUUUUCCUAUGUUUGACGUGGCAGUGGACAACUGCCUGAUGUUUUUUUCUUAUGUAAAGUCUGAAGUCCUGAAGAAUGAUUGUUUUUGUAAAAGUGGAAUAAGUAAAUAAAUCCCCAGUUUUGA